Messenger RNA from Carya illinoinensis, 3540 nucleotides. RefSeq names its product probable LRR receptor-like serine/threonine-protein kinase At3g47570. Lineage: Eukaryota; Viridiplantae; Streptophyta; Magnoliopsida; Fagales; Juglandaceae. Gene Ontology annotation, biological process: protein phosphorylation. The transcript has 3 exons. The record is from RefSeq and is a predicted model, not a curated record. The coding region runs from base 1 to 3540 and encodes 1179 amino acids. Gene Ontology annotation, molecular function: protein kinase activity; ATP binding; protein binding.
AUGGCCGAGUUAGCCAGGAGGACCCCAUCUACUCUGAGGGAGUUCAUGGACAGGGCAGAUGACUUCGUAAAUGCUGAAGAUACACUGCAAACCCUUGUAGACCCGAGAAGAGAUGAGCAAAGGGGAGAACAUAAGACCAACCUAGGCGACAAGAAACUUACGUUAGGUCAUCGGGAUAGAAGACAAGAAAGGCGACCAGAGCACGACAAUAGAUUGAUGUACAACAAUCUAUAUGUGCAAGAAAGGGAGGAGCCGGAUAGAGAUAUCGCUAGUCUAGAGCAGGCAAUCGUUAUUGCAAAUACCACUAGACAGUACUCAUGCAUGUUUCAAUUGAUCAAACCAGCUUUUAACAAUUUUACUGACCAAUCUGCUCUCAUUGCCUUCAAAUCUCGUAUCAGUUCUAGUCCAAAUGAAACCCGCUUGGAUACUAACUGGUCCACUGCUCCAAACUCGAUUUGCAAUUGGAUUGGGGUCUCGUGCAGUCGACGUAGGCAAAGAGUCACUGCUUUAGACCUUUCCUACAUGGGUCUCCAAGGCAAUAUUUCUCCUCACAUUGGUAACCUCUCCUUCCUAGUCUCACUUGAUCUUUCUUUCAACAACUUCUUUGGUUUUAUUCCGCAUGAGAUCAGUCGUUUACAUCGCUUGAGAAUACUCUUGUUGGCAUCCAACCAAUUGGAAGGAAGCAUCCCUCCUUCCAUUCAUAAUUGUCGAAAGCUUCGUGUGGUAAGUUUUGAUACAAACCGUCUUAUUGGUGCAAUUCCAUUGUCCCUCGGCAAUUUGUCAAUGUUGAAGUUCUUGAAUUUGCAACGUAAUAGUCUCAUUGCUCCAUUUCCUCUGGUCAUCUUUAACAUAUCUUCUCUAAACACUUUUGCUGUUACGGCUAAUCACAUCUCGGGAGCUCUUCCGAAUGAUCUUUGUGUCCACUGUCCCAAUCUUGGGAUACUUUAUAUAUCAAGUAACAAAUUUGGCGGUCAACUCCAUUCGCAAUUUAAUAAUUGUCGGGAGCUUGUACGUUUAGGUUUGUCAUACAAUAAAUUCGAUGGGAGUAUUUCAAAAGCUCUAAUUGGCAAUUUACAAAACCUUCAAGUGUUGGCUCUUGGGGGUAACAAUUUCACUGGUAUCAUACCUCAUACCAUAUGCAAUUUAUCAGCGUUGCAUACAUUUGGGAUUGAGGAUAACCACAUCCAAGGAAGCAUUCCCACUUAUCUGUGGAAUCUUCAGAAGCUAGUUGCUUUGGUUUUGGGAAGGAAUAACUUCAAAGGGGAAGUACCUCAAAAAAUUUACAACCUUUCUUCUUUAGAACGUAUCUCCAUCGAGCAUAAUUCCCUCUCUGGAUAUCUUCCAAUACCGGAUAUGGGGCAAUCUUGCCCUAAUCUAGAAGAAAUUAUACUUAGUAUCAACAAACUUAGUGGUCAUAUCCCAUCCUAUCUUGCAAAUUGUUCCAAGCUCAUUAAAGUAGACUUUGCUGGAAACUUAUUCUCCGGACCAAUUCCCAAAAGUCUUGGAAACUUGAAGUACCUCCAACAUCUUUUUUUGGGUUCAAAUCAGCUAAUAGGCCGAGAGGCUAGAGAGCAAGAGACCAAUUUCAUUUCAUCUUUAUCCAAUUGUAGAUUUUUGACAAGUUUAUACUUAAGCAAUAAUCCAUUGGAUAUAACAAUUCCAGGUUCUGUUCAAAACUUUUCUGCUUCCUUUCAAAUCUUUGUUGCAGACAAUUGCCAAAUAAGGGGUCAUAUUCCUAUGGGAAUGGGUUUUUUGAAAGGCUUGAUCUGGCUUAAUUUGGGAGGUAACAAUUUGAUUGGAAAUAUCCCUUUCACAUUCGGUGGUUUGGAAAGAUUACAAAGAUUGCAUCUUUACAGUAACAAGAUUGAAGGAUUGAUUUUAGAAGAAAUAUGCCAAUUAAGAAAUUUGGGAGAGUUGGAUCUUUCAAACAACAGAAUCUCUGGAUUCAUCCCAACUUGCAUUUCAAACCUCAGUGUUCUAGUAAAGUUAAACUUGAGUUCUAAUAGACUCGAAUCAUCAAUUCCAUUGAAUAUAUGGAGCCUUGAAAAUCUAUUUUUAUUGGAUUUGUCAUUGAAUUCCCUUGGUGAACAUUUGUCUUCUAACCUGAAAAAAUUGGACACUCUUGAAUAUCUGGAUUUAUCAAGAAAUCAAAUUACUGGAGAAAUUCCAAGCAUCAUUGGAGCAUUUGAAAGCUUGAGGUAUCUUGACUUUUCAAACAAUUCCUUUCAAGGAGGCAUUCCGCAAUCUUUUGGGAACUUAAAAGGGUUAGAUAUCUUAAAUCUUUCUUACAACAAUCUUUCUGGUGCAAUACCUAAAUCCCUUGAGGCACUUCCAUAUCUCAAAUACUUGAAUUUAUCUUUCAACAAGCUUGUAGGAGAGAUUCCAUCUAGUGGUCCUUUUGUGAACUUCACGGCGGAAUCAUUUUCAGGAAAUAAUGCACUUUGUGGGAAUCCAAUUUUUGGAGUUCCACCUUGUCCAACGAUUCCUACCAACCAACGAUCAAAGAUGAAAGAUAUUUUGCUUAAAUAUAUUCUUCCUACGACUGUGGCAAUUAUAGCUUUCAUAAUGUUGGUUUAUUUGCUGAGAAGAUGUCGGAAAAGUAACAUGGAGAUACCCACUUCACUUAAUCCAUUGCCUGCACUGGAACAUAGAAUGAUAUCAUAUCAAGAGCUUUGCCAAGGGACAAACGACUUUUGUGAAAGCAACUUGCUUGGAGCAGGAGGUUUUGGUUCAGUGUACAAAGGAAUACUUUCUGACAGGACAAUUGUUGCAGUAAAAGUUCUACAUUUGCAAUUAUUGGGUGCUUUCAAAAGUUUUGACACAGAAUGCAAGGUGCUACGGAAAAUUCGACAUAGAAAUCUUGUUAAGGUCAUAACUACAUGCACUAAUCCUGAGUUUAGAGCGUUGGUAUUGGAAUACAUGUCGAAGGGCAACCUUGAAAGAUGGUUAUACUCUCAUAACUAUUGCUUGGAUCUUCUACAAAGAAUAAAUAUUUUAGUUGAUGUUGCUUCAGCCUUAGACUAUCUCCACCAUGGCCAAUUAGAAUCUAUAUUGCAUUGUGACUUGAAGCCUAAAAAUAUCCUUUUGGAUGAGAACAUGGUUGCACAUGUUGGCGAUUUCGGCAUUGCAAAGAUUUUAGCCAAAAAUAAAGAUGCAACACACACCAAAACUCUUGGUACUAUUGGCUACAUCGCACCAGAAUAUGGAUUUGAAGGAAAGGUAUCCAUCAAAACCGAUGUCUACAGCUAUGGUAUAGUGUUGUUGGAGAUGAUCACGAGGAAGAAACCCACUGACGAAAUGUUUGCUGGAGACUUUACUUUGAGGCAGUUGGUGAAUGCAUCCAUUCCAGAUAGAAUGAUGGAAGUUGUGGAUGAAGGUUUACUCAUAAUAGAAGAUGGAAGAGACACCAUUGCUUUGCAAAGUAUUCUUUCAUCAAUCUUGGACUUAGGCUUGAGGUGUUCUGAAGAAUUACCAUAUGCAAGAAUGGAAAUCAGAGAUGUGCUUGUUAAGCUUAAUAAAAUCAAGUCGACUCUGUUUUAG